AUGGUGGCUCCACGACUUUUCCGCCCAGCAGCUCGUCUGGUCUCCUCGCGCUUUGCGGCCGCCCCUCUUCGCUCUGCCUUUGCCCAGUCUGCAUGCGCCCAAUCGGCUCUGCGCGUCCGAGGUUAUGCUUCCGAGAGCGGCACCAAGGAGGUGACCGUUCGCGACGCCCUGAACGAGGCCCUGGCGGAGGAGCUGGAGCUCAACGAGAAGACUUUCAUUCUUGGAGAGGAGGUUGCACAGUACAACGGCGCUUACAAGGUCACUCGGGGCUUGUUGGAUCGGUUUGGUCCGAAGCGAGUUAUUGACACCCCCAUUACUGAGGCUGGUUUCACUGGCCUCGCUGUUGGUGCUGCUCUUGCCGGUCUGCACCCUAUUGCCGAAUUCAUGACCUUCAACUUCGCCAUGCAGGCGAUUGACCAGAUUAUCAACUCCGCCGCUAAGACCCACUACAUGUCCGGUGGUAUCCAGCCUUGCAACGUUACUUUCCGUGGCCCCAAUGGCUUUGCUGCCGGCGUCGCCGCCCAGCACUCUCAGGACUACUCAGCCUGGUACGGUAGCAUUCCCGGUCUCAAGGUUGUUUCACCGUGGUCCUCUGAGGAUGCCAAGGGUCUGUUGAAGGCUGCUAUCCGUGACCCCAACCCAGUCGUUGUGCUAGAGAACGAGCUUAUGUACGGUCAAGCGUUCCCCAUGAGCGAGGCUGCUCAGAAGAACGACUUUGUCCUGCCUAUUGGCAAGGCUAAGAUCGAGCGCCCGGGUUCCGACCUCACCAUCGUUUCUGUUUCCCGUUGUGUCGGCCAGUCCCUGUCUGCUGCCCAGACCCUUAAGCAACAGUACGGUGUCGAUGCUGAAGUUAUUAACCUCCGCUCGAUCAAGCCCCUCGAUGUCGAGACCAUUAUUGCCUCCCUCAAGAAGACUGGUCGUCUGAUGGUGGUUGAGUCCGGUUACCCCAUGUUCGGUGUUGCCUCCGAGAUCUUGGCUCUUUCCAUGGAGUACGGCUUCGACUACUUGACCGCGCCUGCUGUCCGUGUGACCGGUGCUGAGGUUCCCACUCCCUACGCCGUUGGUCUCGAGAACAUGAGCUUCCCCCAGGAAGACACCAUUGUCACCCAGGCUGCCAAGCUGCUGCGUCUGUAA
Messenger RNA from Penicillium chermesinum, 1134 nucleotides. RefSeq names its product pyruvate dehydrogenase (acetyl-transferring) subunit E1 beta. Gene Ontology annotation, molecular function: pyruvate dehydrogenase (acetyl-transferring) activity. Gene Ontology annotation, biological process: pyruvate decarboxylation to acetyl-CoA. Lineage: Eukaryota; Fungi; Ascomycota; Eurotiomycetes; Eurotiales; Aspergillaceae. The transcript is spliced from 4 exons. The coding region runs from base 1 to 1134 and encodes 377 amino acids. The record is from RefSeq and is a predicted model, not a curated record.